Ipomoea triloba (trilobed morning glory) is the source of this 1887-nucleotide messenger RNA. RefSeq lists its product as uncharacterized. Bases 241 to 1674 code for a protein of 477 amino acids. Gene Ontology annotation, cellular component: cytoplasm. The transcript is spliced from 11 exons. Gene Ontology annotation, biological process: biosynthetic process. Gene Ontology annotation, molecular function: isomerase activity; nucleic acid binding. The record is from RefSeq and is a predicted model, not a curated record. NCBI's taxonomy places the organism in Eukaryota, Viridiplantae, Streptophyta, Magnoliopsida, Solanales, Convolvulaceae.
AGCAUACCAAAAUUUAAGGUCCCAAAGAAGGGAUAAAGAAAUCCGUCACGGCAUAUUCUUCUGCAAUUGCUGCUAGUCUUGCAAUUUAAGGUCCUGUUUGGCUGCCAUCUUCUUCGCUACGCAUCUUCUUCCUCUGACAUUCAACCACCAUUUUCUCUCUCGCUUUCCUCUUCCGAUCUCUCACACCUGAUUCUAAAGAGACAAUCUUGAUUCUCCUCACAAGUCAAAAUUCAAACAAGCAUGGCGACCCCUGAAGUCUUGCAAGGAGAAGAUCUCAUCUUUUCGGCCCUCUUUGACAAUCCCAAAGGAGAAAAUGUGAAGUCCCGAGGGUUUGCUAUUGAGAAGAAGAUUGAGUUACUUGAAAACUUGGCUGGAAAAGUCAGCAACCGAAGAUCUCGCAGAUGGUUGAAUGACCGUCUACUGAUGGAAUUGGUUCCUCGCUUGAAUGCUGAAGAAAUUAGAGGGUUGUUUGCUCCGCCACCUUUUGGUGAUGAUGUGCCUCUCUCACCAUUUUGCAUGACAAAUCUUGGAGAGUGGGACAAGUUCAGGAACAUUGACAUGGAUAAAGAGGCUACCAUGAUGAAGGCCCUUGAAAGUUCAGUGUCAAAGCGGAAAAGUUGCACUAAUAAUGGUAAGGCUGCAGUAUUAACCGCAUGGCAUAGAGUGGAUUGUCGAACAAGAGAGGCACUUCGCCGUAACUUUCUUCCAGAACUCAUCAAUAAUUAUGAGGAGUGUCUUCAAACUUUUAUCAAAGAGAGUGGCGAUGGGGAUGUGCUGGACCUGUCUGUUCAAGAUCCUUUCCAUCGUUUGUUAUUGCAUGGUGUUUGUGAGGUGGAUGCGUUUACAGACUCGGCCUUCAAAGGAAACCCCGCUGCUGUUUGUUUGUUAGAGGAAGACAGAAGCGAUGAAUGGCUACAAGCUGUUGCUCGGGAGUUCAACAUCUCCGAGACUUGUUAUCUAACUCCAAUCGCUCACUUCUCCGAUUCCGGCAAUAGUACUGCCACUCCCCAUCCCAAAUUCCGUCUUCGCUGGUUCACUCCCGUGACCGAGAUGGAUCUAUGUGGACAUGCAACACUAGCAGCUGCAUAUUUCCUAUUUCUUUAUGGUUUCGUCAAAACUGAUAUCAUCGAGUUCUUGACCCUAUCUGGGAUUUUGACUGCGAGAAGAGUGCCAGACAAGAAAGAAGGCUUCUUUGUUGAGUUAGAUUUUCCAAUUGUCCAUGUCUUGGAGACCAACUAUGCUGAGAUUCCACCAAUCUUGAAGAACUUUAACAAAGCAUCUGUGGUUGAGAUCAAUAAGACUGACAAGGAUGACCUCUUUGUUGUGCUUCCAUCAGGGGAAGCUGUUGCAGGAUUACAACCACAGUUUAAUGAGAUACAAAAAUGCCCAUUUAGGGGAGUGAUUGUUACAGGACCUGCUUCUCCAGGAUCUGGAUUUGAUUUUUAUAGUCGGUUCUUUGCCCCCAAAUUGGGAGUUCUAGAGGAUCCUGUUUGUGGAAGUGCUCAUUGUGCCUUGGCUUCCUAUUGGCAUAAGAUGCUAGGGAAACGGGAUUUUAUUGCUUAUGCGGCAUCACCUAGAAGUGGUGUGGUGAAUGUGCGUAUAGAUGAGGAGAACCAAAGAGUAUUUCUGCAAGGGAAAGCUAUUGCAGUGAUGGAAGGUUCUCUUUUGGUUUAGUAUAGGAAGUUCAUUUAUGGAAAAGUUGAUGCAAAUCAUGCCUGUGUUAAGAGAAUGCCUCAAAUGAAGACACAGAUCAUUAAAAACACAUUGAUGAAUCAAUUCAGACUACAGAGCUUCUCAGAAAUGGGUUUCUUCCUAGCUAGCUUAUUCAACAACAGAAAAAUAGUGCUAAAAUGCCCUUCUUAAAAUAUAUUUCCUUGUUAUAUCUUA